This is a messenger RNA of Gamsiella multidivaricata, 585 nucleotides long. RefSeq names its product nucleophile aminohydrolase. Gene Ontology annotation, biological process: proteasomal protein catabolic process. Gene Ontology annotation, molecular function: peptidase activity. NCBI's taxonomy places the organism in Eukaryota, Fungi, Mortierellomycota, Mortierellomycetes, Mortierellales, Mortierellaceae. The transcript is spliced from 2 exons. The record is from RefSeq and is a predicted model, not a curated record. The coding region runs from base 1 to 585 and encodes 194 amino acids. Gene Ontology annotation, cellular component: cytosol; proteasome core complex; nucleus.
AUGGAUACUCUCUUCGGCAUCACCGGCAAGGACUUUACCAUCACCGCCUACGACUCCAAGGCAGUGGCCUCCAUCACCCUCAUGAAGAUUGGCGAGGACAAGUCCAGAGAACUCAAUUCACACACCCUCAUGCUCUUCUCGGGCGAGCCGGGCGAUGGUGUCCAUUUCUCAGAAUAUAUCGAGCGUAACAUCAAGCUGUACGGGAUCCGAAACGGUAUCGAGCUCAGUCCUCGGGCGGUCUCUUCGUUCGCGAGACGCGAGUUGGCAGACAGCUUGCGUAGCAAGAAACCAUAUUCGGUCAACCUGUUGAUUGCGGGAUACGAUGUCAAGACCAACAAGCCUGCGUUGUACUGGCUUGACCAUUUGGCGUCGCUCGCAAACGUGCCCUUUGCCGCACACGGCUAUGGUGCCUACUACUGUCUAUCGCUGCUGGACCGGUACCAUCGCGAGGAUAUCACGGAGGAGGAGGGCAUCAAAUUGCUGCAAAAGUGUAUUGGUGAGCUCAGAUCGCGCAUGAUCUUGAACAUGCCGGAUUUCGUUGCCAAGAUUGUCAACAAGGAUGGCAUCCGUAUUGUGCAGCUUUGA